AUGUUUGCUCGACUGACAUUAAUCGUCGCUCUUCUGCUGGCGCUUUGCAAUUGGGUGCCGUCCAGUGCGCUGCUGCCCCUCCGUCCAGUGAGUAACGAGCAGAAACGAGAAGGCACAAUGGAAAUGACAGCAGACACAUGCCGUGGUAAGUGGAGGCUAUGCCAUCAGCAGGCCAUUUCUUGAUUCAUUGCUUGUCUGUCCUUACCGCUCUCACACACAGCCAAGUGCUGUGAAUCCGAGGACUGCGACCAAGGACCGAGAACUGGCAGCGAGUGUGCAGAGGUGAAUGUUGCUUGACGGUCUGGUAUUCCACCUUCGUUUGACUCGCUCUGCUCAGCUCAACGCUUUCUGCCGGUCUCUGACUUCCCAUUGCUUCGCCAAGUCCGGCCGAAAUGCGUGGUCAGUCAGCAGAUUCAAAAUUCUGUCGUCACUCUGCUAGUCACUCUGUCUGUGUCUCUCUGCUGAUGUGAUGUGUGACUGUCAGCUCACGCAACCGAGACUCUUAUUGUGCCUCCUGCAGAGAGAAGGCCAGACAGAUCUGCUCAUAA
Messenger RNA from Vitrella brassicaformis, 548 nucleotides. The record is from the annotation of a GenBank genome assembly. Lineage: Eukaryota; Vitrellaceae.